UGCGGGCGGGUCGGUGGAUGCGGGGCUCCGGGCCGCUCGGAGGCCCCGCGGCCCUGUGGCCGCUGCUGGCCGUCCACGUGGCGACGGCGCUGGAGCCCGUGAGCAUGGGCGUGGCGGCCGUCGGGGCCGCGUCGGCGCUCACCGGCCUCUUCUCCUACACCAAGCUGUACUGCCGCUUCGCCGAGUGCUGCGUGGAGGAGCGGCCGCUCGACGCCGCGGCCCUCAAGCGGGACUUGGAGGAGAAGCUGUUUGGACAGCACCUGGCCACAGAAGUGAUCCUCAAGGCCCUCACCGGCUUCCGGAACAACAAGCACACCAAGAAACCACUGACGCUGUCCCUGCACGGCUGGGCUGGGACAGGCAAGAAUUUUGUCAGCCAAAUUGUGGCUGAAAACCUUCAUCCUCAAGGUCUGAAGAGUAAAUUUGUCCACCUGUUUGUAUCAACUUUGCAUUUUCCUCAUGAGGAGAAGAUGAAAAUGUACCAGGACCAACUACAGAAGUGGAUUAGGGGAAACGUGAGCGCGUGCUCCAGCUCUGUGUUCAUUUUUGACGAGAUGGACAAAUUGCAUCCCGGGAUCAUUGACGCCAUCAAGCCCUUUCUAGACUACUACGAGCAGAUUGAUGGGAUCUCCUACCGCAGAGCCAUCUUCAUCUUCCUCAGCAAUGCGGGAGGGGACCUUAUAACUAAGACAGCGCUGGACUUCUGGCGGACAGGAAGAAAGCGGGAAGAGAUCCAGUUGAAGGAUCUGGAGCCUGUGCUGUCGGUCGGGGUCUUCAACAACAAGCACAGUGGCCUGUGGCACAGCGUGCUGAUAGACCGGAACCUUGUCGACUACUUUAUCCCCUUCCUACCCCUGGAGUACAGACAUGUGAAGAUGUGCGUGCGGGCCGAGAUGCGGGCCCGCGGUGCUGCCGUAAAUGAGGACAUUGUCACCAAGGUGACAGAUGAAAUGACGUUUUUCCCCAAAGAUGAGAAGAUCUACUCAGACAAAGGCUGCAAGACGGUGCAGUCACGGCUGGAUUUCUAUUGAGGGCCUCUGUGUGCGGGCAGAGAGGAGCCUGGGGCCCGGCACCCCUGCACCCGGAGCCCUGCCACGGAGAAGCACAUUGGAGGCCUUUGGGCAGUUUGCACCUUCAUUACCUGUCAACUUGCGGGACCGGAAGUUGCUAAGAGUCGGUUUUGAAGACACUGACCAUGGAUGGAGCCUGGCAGCAGCUCCGUUCGUUCCUGCCAUUGCAGGCAAGUGCCUGGCGGCGGCCCUCAGCUCCCAUGCCUCGGAAGCGCUGCUGGGGUCAGGAGGGUCAAGGCCCUGCCGCGGUGGGCACGGCCCCUCUGCCGCCGGCUCUGCAGCGCACUCGCAGGCCUCAAGGGUCUCGACUUGAGGUGAGUGGCAGCAGUGGGUGCUGACGGUGUCUGCGGGGAGGACUUGGUCCUGCACACCUGUGUCCGCACCCCAUUGUCGUGGGGAGGGCUUGCUCCUGCACGACCGUGCACCCCUGUGUCUGCGGGGAGGACUUGGUCCUGCACACCUGUGUCUGUGAGGACCACACGACCGUGCACCCCUGUGUCUGCGGGGAGGACUUGGUCCUGCACACCCAGCUCUUGGUGUGUGCUAACCCCUGGUCCUCCAGCUCAGGACACAGUUCUCUUGGGUCUGGCCCUGGCUCUGCCUGCUGCCCACAUCCUGUCCCCUGCUUUGUAUGGGCCCAAGCCUUCCUCGAAGCUUGUCUUCUGGGUACAGUGACCUCCUGACUCCCCCAGCCCCAGCAUUGCUGGUGGCUCAGCACGCGCGCACACACACACACACACACACACACACACACACAGCACACCCUGUACAGUGCAUACACUGCACGCACAGCAUACCCUGUGACAUUCUUGCCUGUUACACUAGGUGCCAUUGUCAAGCUCAGCUACUCCAGGCAGAAUCGCUGGAGUGGGGAGGGCAGGCCUGCUCCCCACGGCUGAUUCCUGCCAGGCCAGCACACUGCUGACAGGCCAGGUGUCCUGCCACAGAGAUGCCUGGCUUUUACAAGCACAAGUGUGGUUUUUUUCAUAUUCUUCUGCGUUUUAUGAUAAAGCAUGAGAUGUAUUAAAACCUAGGAAAAGCUGGGUGCC
This is a messenger RNA of Dipodomys ordii (Ord's kangaroo rat), 2119 nucleotides long. RefSeq names its product torsin family 1, member B (torsin B) (gene Tor1b). The record is from RefSeq and is a predicted model, not a curated record. Gene Ontology annotation, biological process: nuclear membrane organization; protein localization to nucleus. Gene Ontology annotation, cellular component: endoplasmic reticulum lumen; nuclear envelope; endoplasmic reticulum. Bases 18 to 1031 code for a protein of 337 amino acids. Gene Ontology annotation, molecular function: ATP hydrolysis activity; kinesin binding; ATP binding. The transcript has 5 exons. NCBI's taxonomy places the organism in Eukaryota, Metazoa, Chordata, Mammalia, Rodentia, Heteromyidae.